This is a messenger RNA of Panicum virgatum (switchgrass), 1502 nucleotides long. RefSeq names its product O-methyltransferase ZRP4-like. Gene Ontology annotation, biological process: methylation. Gene Ontology annotation, molecular function: S-adenosylmethionine-dependent methyltransferase activity; protein dimerization activity; O-methyltransferase activity. The record is from RefSeq and is a predicted model, not a curated record. Bases 26 to 1111 code for a protein of 361 amino acids. NCBI's taxonomy places the organism in Eukaryota, Viridiplantae, Streptophyta, Magnoliopsida, Poales, Poaceae. The transcript is spliced from 2 exons.
UUAAGCAAAGCUGAAGCAUUGCACCAUGGAGUCCAUUCAGGAGCAACACAGCAGCGCUGGUCAGCAGGCCUUGCUCGAUGCUCAGCUCGACCUCUGGCACAACACCUUUGCGUUCAUCAAGUCCAUGGCCCUCAAGUGCGCACUUGAGCUCCAUAUUGCCGAUGCCAUCCACCACCAUGGUGGAACGGCCACCCUCACCCAGAUAGCUAGUGUGGCUAAGCUCCACCCCUCCAAGCUACCCUGUCUACGUCGCCUCAUGCGUGUCCUCACCGUCACUGGUAUCUUCAGCGUCGCCAUGAACCCAGCCGAGGAUGCAGAUCGCGUCUAUGGUCUGACUCCGGCGUCCCGACUUCUGAUCGGUUCGUCACAGAACUUAACUCCCACGCUAAGCGUGAUCCUCCAUAACAUGUUUGUGUCACCAUUCCUCGGUCUUGGCACUUGGCUCGAGCACGAGCUGCCAGACAUGGCCCUCUUCGAGAUGGCGCAUGGGAAGGCCGUGUGGGACGUGAUCAUUCAUGAUGCAACCUUCAGCUCGCUCUUCAACGCGGGAAUGUUCGCAGACAGCCGCUUCCUCAUGGAUAUUGCUAUCAAAGAGUGUGGCCACGUCUUCCAGGGGAUAAGCUCCCUGAUCGAUGUUGCCGGAGGGCAUGGUGCAGCGGCCCUGGCCAUCAAAAAGGCGUUCCCGCACAUUGAUUGCAGCGUGCUGGAUCUGCAACACGUCGUAGCUAGUGCUCCAGCUGAUACCGGUCUGAAGUACAUUGCCGGCGAUAUGUUUGAGAGCAUUCCACCAGCAAAAGCCGUCUUCCUUAAGUGGGUUAUGCAUGACUGGCGUGACUCCGAGUGUAUUACAAUAUUGAAGAACCGUAAGAAAGCUAUACCUACUCGUGAUGCGGGUGGAAAAGUGAUAAUAGUAGAUGCCGUGGUUGGUGCAGGGUGUUCAACUCCAAAGCAUAGAGAGACACAAGUUUUGUAUGACCUUUUCAUUAUGGUUGCCAAUGGCAUUGAGCGAGACGAGCAAGAGUGGAGAAACAUAAUUUUAGAAGCUGGCUUCACUCACUACAAUAUUAUACCAGUUCUUGGUGUUCGAUCUAUCAUUGAGGUCUACCCGUAAAGUUAACAAACAGAUAAAUACUACACAUUGGAGUGAAUUUGUAAGCUGGCCAACUGAGCAUGUUUGCCUCAAGCUUGCGCGCGGGUGUGUUUUGUAUAAAGAACGCACCCACCCUCUAAGUUGCAACUAUGAUAGUACUAGUUGCAACUGGAUUAUAUCUAGUUGCAAUCGGGUAGGUUUGAGUUGCAGCGGGUCAGACUGAGUUGCAACUGGUUCGUGCCCAGUUGAAAUCAGUUCCGUCAGUUGCAAUUGGUCUAUUCUCCCAGUUGCAAUCGAUGUAGUCUGUCGGUUGCAACUACAGGUUGGGUGCAUUUUGUACAGAGAAUGUACCUUAUUGUAUUUUAGCCUCAUCAUCAAGGUUGCAAGAGUUUAAGCCUUAUGAUUUCUAAAA